AUGAAGUUUCAAAUCACCGUCCUACUCGCCACGCUCGCGAUUUCAGCCAAUGCCGCACCUCUGCAGCUUCGGGCAGACAACAGCCAUCGAGUCGACCUUGGACAAGACAUUGGGCUGGAUGGAAAGCAAUCUAUUGAGAUCGACAGACGCGUGGCGCCAGUGGCUGCGGGGAUUUUUGGCGUGGCUGCAGGCUCCAUAGCGAAUGCCGUCGCCACGGGUGCAACCAAAGGAGCGACGUCUGGGGGUGUACGUGGUACAAUUAACAAGAUCUUCGGCUCAGGACAAAAGCGGUCAGCCCGGUUUGAAGAAACACAAUGA
Zasmidium cellare ATCC 36951 is the source of this 318-nucleotide messenger RNA. RefSeq lists its product as uncharacterized. The record is from RefSeq and is a predicted model, not a curated record. The coding region runs from base 1 to 318 and encodes 105 amino acids. The transcript has a single exon. NCBI's taxonomy places the organism in Eukaryota, Fungi, Ascomycota, Dothideomycetes, Mycosphaerellales, Mycosphaerellaceae.